Molecule: messenger RNA, 1915 nt
Organism: Cladocopium goreaui
Lineage: Eukaryota; Dinophyceae; Suessiales; Symbiodiniaceae
Source: the annotation of a GenBank genome assembly
AGCAGAGUAGGUUUUAGGAACCAUGCAUAGCGAGGAGGCAUGGGAGUGCCCUUCAGUGCCCGAAUCGCCUACGAAAGUGCAUCCAGAAACAGGAAACUUGGAAGUGCCUACAGGGCCUACAAGCUUCGAAGUGCCUGUGAACUUGCCUGGAAGUGUCCACAGUGUCCUCGUGCAUGAUGGUACAGAUGCUAAAGAUAAAAAAAAAUCGAAAGGGCCCGUAGAUCCUGGCGGCAAAGUUUGCACGGUCGUGGUUGCAAACGACUUGCCAGCAGCACUCGAAAUUAAAUUCGCUGAAGAGGCGAAGGUUCUUUACCCGAAAAGAUACCACAAAUUUCGUACCGCUGUAACUCGAGACUCUGUCAUGCAGAUUUGUUUGCGCGACAAUCCCAAGAUCUCUGGCAGCUGUCAAGUAAGUGGUGCCUUGACACUGCAUGCAUCGAAGUCCUUUGGGUAUUUCGGUGUUGAAGCCAGGCAUUUCCUGGAAAACGAGAAGAAGCAGGUUCAAAGGGAGCGGUGCCUGCUGCUUGACCGAAAGAAGCAGAUGGAAAAGGAACUUGCAAUAGAAAGACGUGAGCACGUCCUUUGGUACUUUCCAUUCAUUGUUUUGUGCACGUUGCUCGGCAUCGGACUUCUCGCACUUUGCAUCGUUGUUGAGCCUCAGGGUCCGGUCUCUUCUGUGGGCCUGAGCUCGGCAGUGGUCGUGCUGCUUUGCUGUUUGGGGCUUUGUGGUAGCAAUUUUCAGAUUUUUGGUGCGCGCUUCAACAGUGGUCUUUUGAAGUGGCUUGCCUUUCAUGCUGGCUCUGCAUUCUUCUUCCUGGCAGCGCUUGGAGCGGCUGCUGCCAUUGCUCGUUACAUAUUUGCAGGAUACUGGUGGGCAGGGCUGUCUGCUGGGCUGCCGUGUUGUUGCAUUUCCGGCUUGAUGGGCCUCUACUUUUCUCGUACAUCCCUGGAGGAAAACAUCAAGCGUGAAGAGGAUGAUGACAAGCAAAGCGUUGCCGAACGCACCAUUGUCUUCCACGGCUCCAUCCUUGAGGGUAAGGGCCCAUGUGUUUCCUCAUGGCCUGGGAAGUACGAAUCUGCUUGGGAUGUCCUGGUCACAGGAAGCCGCAAAGGCAAUGUCAGCGCCGCUGUGGUCUUUCUGCCAGAAGGCUCUGAACAUUUCGGCUGCCAUGACCCAAUCCCAGAGGAGGAAAACCUUGAGGGCAGCUGCUGGUGCAUUCCCGUCUAUGGGGAGCAGAAGCGCUGGGGGUGCCGCUGGUGGACCAAGUGGAUGAACAACAUCGAGGAAGCUGUUCGACAAGGUGCCGAAUUGGAAGUCUAUUUCUUUGCAGGGAUGGUGGGAAAAGGCAAAGUUGAGAAUUUCUCGAUGGCUGGCAAAGAGCACCUGAGGCGAGAAGCCAUUCAAGGCAAGUUGAAACAGUUCCUGAAGUCUUCAGAGUUUCAAGCCAUUGAUCGUGGCAUUGAAUGCCUUUGGAAAGAGCCUCGUUCAGACGGUUCUUCUCAGUAUUCAAGGGAGGUUCAUCGGCUUUUCUUGGCUUCGCUCUCCGAGGAGGAUCGCAAGCUCCUUCAGGCAUCCGAAGGCCUUGGAAAUUCCCAGAAGGCCGAGGUGGCAUGGCUGGAGAGGAAGGGCUUUGCUUACACCGAAAGAGAUGUGUCUGCUUGGCUUGCGUAGGCGCAAGUGAAUGUAAAGGAAUUCGGGCGGCCACUCGAAGUGGGCAAUUGGCAAAGCCGUUCGCCUGCCGAGUAUCACAGACUACUCUGGUCUUGUACCAAUUUGUUUGAUUACAAGUAUAGAAUGCUUCCGAACAAAACCUCGAGCUGGUGAUAAGGGACUGUGCACGGACAGCCUCAAUAGCCGCCAUAGCCUCAUGUGAAAGAUUCUAGUCGAGUACCGGGUCUAAUGGAAGCACAAAAA